Dentiscutata heterogama is the source of this 762-nucleotide messenger RNA. Lineage: Eukaryota; Fungi; Glomeromycota; Glomeromycetes; Diversisporales; Gigasporaceae. The record is from the annotation of a GenBank genome assembly.
AUGGUCAUUACUGCUUUCCUCGGAUAUGUCCUACCAUUUGGACAAAUGUCACUUUGGGGUGGCCAUGAAAGCCCCACAUGUAUGUCUCUGCCUUUCAUUAUGCCACGUACUAAGGCUACAAACCGUAUUGGUCCGCACAAUAUUGACGUUUUAUCUGUUAUCUUCGGGUCUCUACUAGGUGAUUCUCAUGCGGAGAGGCAUGGGAAUGGGGUUCGUAUAUCUUUCCAGCAGGAGAGUUCCAAUGUUGAGUAUCUUAUGAUGUUCUGGCGUUUUCUCUCUGAUAGAGGGUAUUGCUCCACUAAAAAGCCAAAGUUACUGAUUCGCACCGCAAAGGCCGGUCAACUUAGAUACUACUUUAAGGUACACUCUUGGACUUUCUCUAGCUUUAUUUGGAUUCACUCAAUCUUCUACAAGGAUGGUGUGAAGAUUGUCCCAGAUUGUAUUGGAGACUAUUUCACUCCCUUGGCUCUUGCUGUCUGGAUUAAAGAUGCUAUGUCUUACGGAUUGAAGCUGGCUACCCACAAUUUCAGCUAUAACGAUGUCCUUUUUCUCUGCUCCGUUCUUAAGGAUAAAUACGAUAUUGUAGCUACUCCUAAUAGAAAUCGUGACCAGUGGACUAUUUACAUCCAUUCUGAGUCUAUGCCUAUUCUUCGUGAGACUGGUGCAACUUACACUAGGAAACCAGUUUUGAGGAUAUGCGAUAUCGGCGUUAACGGUCAAUACCGCCUCUCUUUGCGCCAAGACCGUCAGUUAAGUGUAUGA